Messenger RNA from Symbiodinium natans, 1341 nucleotides. The record is from the annotation of a GenBank genome assembly. NCBI's taxonomy places the organism in Eukaryota, Dinophyceae, Suessiales, Symbiodiniaceae.
AUGGGUCUAGAAGACGAGGAUCCUGACCUGGGGCCGUGGCAUCUGGGGUGGCAGCGCUUGCAGAUCAGUGGUGACAGCCACUCGGUGCGAAGUUUAAACAUCAAGCACAUCGUCGUGUCCAGCCAUGCAGUUGCAGCAAUCGAGGACAAUGGUCAAGUGGUGACGUGGGGCGUGGCCGGAUGGGGCGGCGACAGCUCCGCAGUCCAUGACAAACUCCUGGACGUUGUGGACAUCGCCGCAUCCAACGGCGCAUUUGCUGCGCUGCGUGCUGAUGGCAAGGUUGUGACCUGGGGUCUUCCUCUGAUGGGCGGUGACAGCAAAAAGCUGGCGGAGAAGCUCGUCAACGUGAAGCAGCUUUGUGCUUCUGGCUCAGCCUUCGCCGCGCUGCGGACGGACGGGACGGUCGUCAGCUGGGGGGAUGCCCAGCGUGGUGGAGACAGUUCCAGGGUGCAGGCGGAUCUGAAGGAAGUGAGGCAGCUGAUCGCCUCGCAGUAUGCCUUUGCGGCGCUGCGAUCCGAUGGCGGGAUCGUUGCCUGGGGCCAGGCCGACGCUGGUGGAGUUUGCGAGAACAGCCACGAGCUUGUGGGAGUCCAGCAGCUGGUUGCUUCAGCCGCGGCCUUUGCUGCCCUGCGCCGCGAUGGGACGGUCGUCUCCUGGGGAUCUUCAGAGUUUGGAGGAGACUGCCAGGACGUCGCGGGCAGCUUAACCGAAGUCAAGGCGGUCGUCGCCGCGCGCUCCGCAUUUGCCGCCCUCCGCGAUGACAGCUCCGUCGUGACUUGGGGCUCCAUAAGCAAGGAUGGCAUCGCCACGCCGGAGCGUCUCGAGAGCGUGGAGUGUGUCGUGGCAUCGGAUCGAGCCUUUGCAGCUCUUUUGGGCGAUGGGAGCGUGGUGACGUGGGGCGACCGCGACUGUGGCGGCGACAGCCAGGCGGUACAGCAGGAGCUGGUUGGCAUCAGGCAGCUAGCAGCCUCCAAGCUGGCAUUCGCGGCUCUUCGCUUUGAUGGUGCCAUUGUUACGUGGGGCGCGCCUGACUUCGGUGGCACCGGACGCGUCAUGGCCGGUGCCAAGGAGGCCACGGCGGCCGAGCCUGCCGCCUAUGCCCUCAUCCGGGAGACUGGAGCGGUGACAUCCCUGAGCCCGGCUGCAUGUGUGCCUGAGGCGUGUCAGGGCGACACCUGCGACACCUGCUCGUGUGCCAGCCCGGCAAGGAGCACCGGGAGCACCGCAUGCACUCCAAGCCCAAGAGGCAGUGAAAGCCGCGACAGUGAAGCCCGGGAGCCAAGCCCGGGCCUGGCACCCCAGGCCAGUCGCAAGGACGUGCGUCAGACCGUCUGCUUGUAG